AUGACUGAAUCACCCCCACGAAAUAUAAAGAAGCUGGCGCUCCCGCCAGAUCUCAUCCCAUUCGCCCACCAGCUCAUCUCGGCGGUUCGCACCGAGUCGAUCGCGGGCGUCAAGGCUUUGCUGGAAGCAGGCGCUCCAGCUUGGUUUCAGGAUGAAGAGCUCGGCUGGUCUUGCCUGCAUUAUGCGGCAGAGAAGCGGAACCCACAGCUACUGCAGACGCUUAUCAAGGGUGGAGCAGUAUGGAACGCUGUUGAUAAAUGGGGGCAGACGGCUGGCGAAAUCUGCCUCAGUCUUGGGGACCAGGAGGGGUGGGAGAUGAUCCGCAAUGAGGGCAUAAGGACUGAAAUGCUCCAUCACAUCCUAUCCGCCCCUUCCUCGUCGGAAGACCAUAUAGCGCUUCGGGCCGAGGACGACACAUCGUCCGGGGACAACAUUGCAUUCUUGGCGAGCAAGCUUACAUGGGAGACCGGAGAGGACGGCCGGGAGAGAGUUAUAGAUGCUGAUGGAAAUGGAGUAAUGAUGGGAUGGGAAGAACCGCUCAUGGAGGAGCAUGUUCGUCUCAUGCCGGACGGCGAGAAUCACUCUGUAUUGAACAUUGGCUAUGGCUUGGGAAUCGUGAGGACGGUGACGACUGUGCUGAUUCAGGUCGAUCGCCUGUUCCAAGCGCGCAAGCCCGUUCAUCACACUAUCGUUGAGGCCCAUCCUCAGGUCCUGCAGCACAUGCGUGAUACCGGGGUCUAUGACUGGCCCGGGGUGCGGGUACUCGAGGGGAGGUGGCAGGACUGGUUUGCACCAGAAAAGCUAGGCGAGGUGAUCGGCGCUACUCCCGAUGCUUCAGGCUUCACCGCAGUAUUCAUGGACACCUUUGCAGAAGGCUACGAAGAUCUCAAGUCGUUUUUUGAAGUACUGCCGGACAUUCUCGACUCUGAAGAGGGCGUCUUUUCGUUUUGGAAUGGGCUCGGAGCGACGAAUCCUACGAUUUACGCUGUGGCAUCGAGUUUGGCCGAGCUGCACAUUGAGGACGUCGGCCUGAGUGUAGUCUGGCACGACGUGCCAAUACCGGACAGCUUGCGGGAGGAGGUGUGGAAGGGCGUUCGGAGGAGGUAUUGGGAUCUUCCGGGGUAUCGGCUGCCCACUGCGCGCUUGUCGCUGAUGUGA
This is a messenger RNA of Dioszegia hungarica, 1158 nucleotides long. RefSeq lists its product as uncharacterized. Gene Ontology annotation, cellular component: nucleus; cytoplasm. The coding region runs from base 1 to 1158 and encodes 385 amino acids. The transcript has 6 exons. The record is from RefSeq and is a predicted model, not a curated record. Lineage: Eukaryota; Fungi; Basidiomycota; Tremellomycetes; Tremellales; Bulleribasidiaceae. Gene Ontology annotation, biological process: peptidyl-arginine methylation. Gene Ontology annotation, molecular function: protein arginine N5-methyltransferase activity; protein binding.